CCGCUGCGGCCGCCGCCGCCAAGUCUCAACAAAGAUGGAACUGGACACCAGCACGCUGCAGAACCUCGACAUCACCUCCCACGAAGAGGACCCAGGGCCCGUUGCAGUUUCCGAAGGCGGCCACGAAGGCAUAGAUGAUCACGACGACGAUGAGGGCUUGGAAGAGCCGCAGGUGACCUUAUACGUCGCGGAGGAGCCAAAGGAACCAUCGGACUGGCAUCUCCUUCUCCCCCAACACUUCCCCGACAAAGCUGGCGGUGCCCCGGCCUGGCUUGAUCCUGUCAAUUUGCCGUCAGGCGAGUUGAGUAGAUGCGGCUUCUGUGGCGCCCCGCUGCGUUUCGUCCUCCAGCUCCAGGCGCCAAUUAAAUGGAAGGAGACAGCCUGCCACCGCACAUUCUUUGUGUUCAUGUGUCCAUCCAUGUCUUGCUUGAUGCAAGACCAGCAUGAGCAAGGGAAAGACAGGGCAGGAAUUCUUAGAAGUGUGAAGGUUUUCAGGUGCCAGCUGGCCAAGAAUAACCCAUUUUACCCGGUCGAAGAGCCUCGACCUGAGGACUGCGUUGAUCCUGAGGGCUGCGGAGGGAAGGAGCAGGAGGUGGAGGAACUCCCGCCGCCGGCAACGGCGGCGAGGGAAGGUGAGGAUGGAGGCGGUGCUCGGGGGGAAAACCUGAUCGCCCCCGAGUCGCCUGCACGAGACGACGCGGGGUUACGCCUCCAGGUGCUUACGAGCGUCAGUUGUAUUCGACUGGGCCGCGUCCUCGGCUGUUGUGAUUGGUGUGGCACAUGGAAAGGUGAAGAGAUUUGCAGCCACUGUUGCGAAGCAAGGUACUGUUCCAAGAAGCACCAGGAAUUGCAUUGGCAUGCUAGUCACAAGAAUGACUGCUGUCAAAUACCAGGUUCAUUCAAUGACUCUAAUCUGCCAGGUGCACGAAAAGUAUUUGCUGGCAGUUCAUGGCCUGAAUAUCUUAUAUUUGAUGAAGUGGAGACCCCUUAUUGUGGCGAAAACAGCUCAGAGCAGUUGGUGGAAGAAGGCGACGAACCAGAUGACAUAACACAAUUAUUGAUGGAUCAGUUUGAGGCUGAUGAUGACAAAACAUGCUGGGCAUCGUUCAUAGACCGUGUAGAAGGAACUCAUCAAGUAUUGAGGUACUGUGGGGAAGAAAAUGCAGAACCUCUUUGGGCAGAAUCAACGGGGUCUCUGACAAGUGCUGACAUUCCAUCAUGCAUCUAUUGUAAUGCCCCACUUGCCUAUGAAUUUCAGGUAAUGCCGCAACUACUCCAUUACUUCAAUGUGGAAAGUGACCAAGACCCUCUCGAUUGGACAACAAUUAUUGUGUACACAUGCCGAGAUUCGUGUGAUAAAAGUAUCAGCUACAAGGAGGAGUUUGUAUGGGUUCAGUUAUCAACCGAUACAAUAAGCACAUACCGAGCCAUUUCAACUCCAGCUGGUUUGUAGCACUUAAAAUACAACCUGUCAGUCUGUUAACAGUUGCAUAAAUGCGGUUGCAUGAUGGGUGUUCAGAAUAAAAGGCUGAGUUCUCCGAAUUAAUCCACGUCCUGGUUGGAAGCUCU
This is a messenger RNA of Triticum aestivum (bread wheat), 1569 nucleotides long. RefSeq names its product programmed cell death protein 2. Lineage: Eukaryota; Viridiplantae; Streptophyta; Magnoliopsida; Poales; Poaceae. The transcript is spliced from 11 exons. The record is from RefSeq and is a predicted model, not a curated record. The coding region runs from base 35 to 1453 and encodes 472 amino acids. Gene Ontology annotation, cellular component: cytoplasm.